AUGCCCCCAGUUCCAGCGUCUUCCUAUGCCCACCAACAGCCUUCCAAUUGGGAGAAAUUCAAGAUGGGGCUGAUGAUGGGCACGACCGUCGGCAUCUGCACAGGAAUCCUGUUUGGGGGAUUCUCGAUCCUGACGCAGGGGCCAGGCCCCAACGGAGUGAUCAGAUCCUUGGGCCAGUACAUCGCGGUGUCAUCAGCCACAUUUGGGCUGUUUAUGAGUAUCGGGUCUGUGAUCCGGUCCGACUCGCAGUUGUUGCACCCUGCCUCCCAGCUGCAGCAGGAGGCCCGCAUGCAUGCAUGGAAACUGCGGGCACAAUACGGCCUUUACAGGCGUGAUUAG
This is a messenger RNA of Eremothecium gossypii ATCC 10895, 339 nucleotides long. It is a transcript of the gene MGR2, whose product is annotated as Mgr2p. The transcript has a single exon. Gene Ontology annotation, biological process: protein insertion into mitochondrial inner membrane; protein import into mitochondrial matrix. The record is from RefSeq and is marked provisional. Bases 1 to 339 code for a protein of 112 amino acids. NCBI's taxonomy places the organism in Eukaryota, Fungi, Ascomycota, Saccharomycetes, Saccharomycetales, Saccharomycetaceae. Gene Ontology annotation, cellular component: TIM23 mitochondrial import inner membrane translocase complex.